Messenger RNA from Suillus paluster, 186 nucleotides. RefSeq lists its product as uncharacterized. The transcript has 2 exons. Lineage: Eukaryota; Fungi; Basidiomycota; Agaricomycetes; Boletales; Suillaceae. The annotation marks the transcript as partial. The record is from RefSeq and is a predicted model, not a curated record.
UCUUUUGAAGUCAAUCACAUUGUGUUUGCCUUGGGCUUGGGCAGUGGCACAGGACGAAUUCCAGAUAUCCCAAGGCAGGAUGAGUUCGAGGGACGGAUAUUACAUGCUAGCAAACACAACUUUGCUACUGACCACGCAGGGAAAAAGGUAGCUGUUGUUGGGGCAUGCACAUCUGGUAAAGAUCAC